Molecule: messenger RNA, 3087 nt
Organism: Neodiprion fabricii
Lineage: Eukaryota; Metazoa; Arthropoda; Insecta; Hymenoptera; Diprionidae
Exons: 4
Coding region: 1-3087 (1028 amino acids)
Source: RefSeq, a predicted model, not a curated record
AUGUCGAUCGAAGAACAUAUCGAACGUCAAAACGACUACAUUUGGCGCAUCUCUCGUGCCGUCGACAACCUGCGCAAGCUCGGCGAGGCAAAAAUCACUUACGGGCAGGUGAAGUCGCGGCUCAAUGCUUUAAAUUCAAGUUGGAAUAAGUUCCAAGAGAAUCGCGAAAAGAUCAGCGAGAUCAAGUUCGCAGCAAAAGGUGAUCAACUCGACGCGAUCAAAAAGCUUUCGUACUUCGCGAAAGAUUAUUACGGGCUGUGUGAAGAGCACUUCUUGAGUGGCGAAGGAGUGAUGCUUGAUCUUCUCGAAUCGCUAAAGCCUGCGCCUGCAGCAACCGUGCAAGCCGCUGCAGCUCCUCAAGACGCACCAGCAGGAGGAUCAUCAAAACGGUUACCGCAAGUGGAAAAGCUGCACUACCUCAAAACCAGUGUGACCGAUGAACCGUUACAACUUAUCAAAAACAUUUCUCUCACCGCAGAAAACUUCCCUCGAGCUUGGGAAACUCUCGUCUCACGAUGCGAAAACAAGCGGCUUCUGACUGAUUCUCAUCUCGCGACACUUUUCGCGAUUCCUCGUGGCACUAAAAAAUCAUCAUCGGAACUGAAGAGCUUGCACAGCAACACUUGCGAAGCUCUUGGCGCGUUCGAACUUCUCGAUAGUCCCGAGAAAUUAGGGGAUCACAUCAUCGUGCACAUGACGAUUCGCAAGCUCGACCCAGCAUCUCUCGAAAAGUGGGAGAAAAGUGUUAGCGAAAAACUCGAGCCCCCCACGUUUGCGGAGCUCAAGGCGUUUCUCAUCGGUCGCAUCCACACCCUCGAAGCCGUGGAGCAAGCUCAUGCUCAUAAUCAAAUCGCGAUGUCGAAACCGCACUCAUCGCAAGGAAGGUCAAAUCCUCAGACGACAAGGUCACAUACAGCGCAAUCAAAGGAACAGUCGUGUGCUUGUUGCAAAGGCAACCACUACAUCGCGUUCUCUGCUAACAGCGGCACAUCUCAAGGACAGGCUGCAGUAGUGCAACCCGCAGUACAGAACGCACCGAUCUCGAAUAGCGCCUCUAAGGUGAGCAACCACUCAGCUCAGCCUACAAUGAUCAAGCGCUCUCCAGUUCUUCUCGCCACAGUGCAAUUGAUCGCCUCGAAUCCGGAGACUGGAGAAAGAAUCAUCGCUCGCGCCCUACUCGAUCAAGGAUCCGAAAGUUCAUUCGUCACGGAGUCGCUAGCGCAACAAUUGCGACUACGUCGGCAUCAAGCAACGAUACCGAUCAUUGGCGUCGGAGCUCAUCAAUCGGCAGUGACUCACGGCAUCGCGACAUUGCAACUCCAAUCUCGUGCUCACACCUCGUUCUCGUGUCAGGUGGAGGCACUCGUGCUUCCACGACUCACAUCGUAUCUACCCUCAUUUCGACUUCUCGUCGAAGACUGGCCUCAUCUACGAGGACUCAACCUCGCGGAUCCAAGCUUUGCACAUCCCAGUCAAAUCGACGUAAUUCUCGGAGCUGACAUCUACAGCAACAUCAUUGGUCAAGGAGUUCGAAGAGGAGCACCAGGAACACCAAUCGCGCAAGAAACUCAGUUCGGUUGGGUCCUCUCCGGCUGCGUUUCAGCGGAAGCAGCAAGCCCCUCGUAUGGCGCAGUCCAAGGCUUCCAAUGCUCCCUCGAUCACGAACUGCUCGAUCUCGUGCAGCAGUUUUGGAAGCAGGAAGAAGUGUCGAAACCUUUGACACUAACUUCCGAAGAAGAGCGUUGUGAGCAACACUUUCGCGAAACGGUUUCUCGAACUGCGUCCGGUUGUUACGUAGUUCGGCUGCCGCUCAAGGACAAUUCGGUAGAGCUCGGCAACUCGCGGAAUCCCGCGCAUCAAAUGCUCCUUCGUUUGGAGAAACGGUUCGGUAGCGACGCGAAACUCAAGGAGGCUUACUCGAGCUUCCUUCGUGAAUAUCGUGAACUCGGGCACAUGCUUUGUGCUAUCAAUACACCUGAAGACAAUUCCCGCGUGUUUUAUCUUCCCCAUCACGGUGUAGUUCGCGACAGCAGUUUAACAACAAAGUUGCGUGUCGUGUUCAGCGGGUCUCAAAGAACCAACCUCGGACUCUCUCUCAAUGACAAUCUUCUCGUCGGUCCAAAAGUGCAAACCGACCUCGCGGACGUUCUCUUACGCUGGCGACAAUAUCCAGUCGCGUUCUCAUCAGACAUCGUCAAGAUGUACCGACAAAUUUUGGUCCACAAUGAUGACCAAGAUUUUCAGCGAAUCCUCUGGAGGGAAGAACCAGAGCUACCGAUUGAAGAAUAUCAACUGACUACGGUAACGUAUGGUCUUGCAAGCGCUUCGUAUCUCGCGAUCCGUGUUCUUCAUCAACUCGUUCAGGACGAAGGUAAGCAGUAUCCCUUUGCGAGCCACGUCAUUCUCGAGAACACGUACGUCGACGACAUCCUCUCAGGAGCAGAGGACGUUGAUCAAGGUCGCGAGAAAAUCGACGAACUCAAUCAAUUGCUCAAGGCGGGCGGCUUUGAACUUCAAAGAUGGACUUUAAGCCACCCAGAAACUCUCGUUGACAUUUCUCGAAACCAUCAAGAGAUCGCGAUGCAUCUGAAUCUCGAUCAAAGUCCAUUCUUCCGGGCUCUCGGUCUUGCGUGGAGACCAGACAUCGACGCGUUUGCGUUCUCUCCGCAAAUUCAUCAAACUCGGGACAAUUUCACGAAACGAAAAGUUCUCUCACAAACCGCGCAGCUCUUUGAUCCUCUCGGAUGGCUCUCGCCGAUCACGAUCAGAGCCAAAAUCUUUAUGCAGGAAUUGUGGGCACUCGGUUUCCACUGGGACGAGCCGCUCUCAGCUUCAUUGUCCUCGCGAUGGAUCGAGUUUCUACAAGAUCUUCAAGGCAUCUCAGCUAUCACCAUCCCACGAUGGAUCGGGUUAAGUUCAGCAUCUCUCGGGAUAGAGAUCCACGGUUUCGCGGACGCCUCUCAAAGUGCAUUAGGCGCAGUGAUCUACGCGCGAACGUAUAUCAACACUCACGAAGUGCGCGUUUCACUAGUGUGCGCGAAAACUAAAGUAGCGCCGCUAAAGAAGAUCAGAGUUUUCAUUAUCUAA